AUGAACUCCGCAUUCUGGCUGUCCCUGCCUUUGAUCGUUUCGUGGAUCGCACCUCGAGUUUACUCGUCAUGGUGGUACAUGGGUGCCCUUGGAACUCGGGUAAUUUGUGACAAUAUCCCAGGUUUGGUGAGCAGACAGCGACAGCUUUGUCAUAAGCACCCCGAUACAAUGCAGUCAAUUGGAGAUGGAGCCAAAGAGUGGAUCGCAGAAUGUCAACAUCAAUUCCGCCAUCACCGCUGGAACUGUAAUACGUUGGACCGAGACCACACACUAUUUGGUAGAGUCAUGCUCAGAAGUAGCAGAGAAGCUGCCUUUGUUUAUGCCAUCUCUUCUGCCGGAGUUGUAUUUGCCAUAACAAGAGCCUGUAGUCAGGGGGAGCUCAGCUCCUGUUCUUGUGAUCCCCAAAAGAAAGGUAUCUCCAAGGACAGCAAGGGAACUUUUGACUGGGGCGGAUGCAGUGAUAACAUUGACUAUGGAAUUAGUUUUGCUAAAGCAUUUGUGGAUGCAAAGGAGAAGAAAGGAAAGGAUGCCAGGGCACUGAUGAACCUGCAUAAUAACCGAGCCGGUAGAAAGGCUGUAAAACGUUUCCUGAAGCUUGAGUGUAAAUGCCACGGAGUUAGCGGAUCAUGUACUUUGCGAACCUGCUGGCUUGCCAUGGCAGACUUUCAAAAAACUGGCAGCUACCUGCGGAGAAAGUACAAUGGAGCUAUUCAGGUGAUCAUGAACCAAGAUGGGACGGGAUUUACUGUAGCAGACAAGAACUUUAAAAAACCAACAAAGAAUGACCUGGUGUAUUUUGAAAGCUCUCCAGAUUAUUGCGUAAUGGACAGGGAAGCAGGUUCACUGGGUACCGCGGGCAGAGUGUGCAACAGGACCUCUCGAGGGAUGGACGGUUGUGAAGUGAUGUGCUGCGGACGAGGCUAUGACACAUCCCGCAUCAUGCGAGUGACAAAGUGUGAAUGCAAAUUUCACUGGUGCUGUGUAGUCCGCUGUAAGGAAUGCCACGAAAUGACAGACGUGCACACAUGCAAAGCUCCUAAGAAUGCUGAUUGGCUGGAUCAGAUAUGA
Mobula hypostoma (lesser devil ray) is the source of this 1068-nucleotide messenger RNA. RefSeq names its product wingless-type MMTV integration site family member 2 (gene wnt2). Gene Ontology annotation, biological process: multicellular organism development; canonical Wnt signaling pathway; neuron differentiation. Lineage: Eukaryota; Metazoa; Chordata; Chondrichthyes; Myliobatiformes; Myliobatidae. The transcript has 5 exons. The record is from RefSeq and is a predicted model, not a curated record. The coding region runs from base 1 to 1068 and encodes 355 amino acids. Gene Ontology annotation, cellular component: extracellular region. Gene Ontology annotation, molecular function: cytokine activity; frizzled binding.